Molecule: messenger RNA, 894 nt
Organism: Polychytrium aggregatum
Lineage: Eukaryota; Fungi; Chytridiomycota; Chytridiomycetes; Polychytriales
Exons: 2
Molecular function (GO): protein binding
Source: RefSeq, a predicted model, not a curated record
GUCGACAAAGAUCACACCAAGGCCGCGGAGCUAUACCGUGGUCCUGCAGAUCGUGGAAUUCCUCGGGCUCAGGUCGCUCUUGGUCGAUGCUACGAGAGCGGCGAAGGUGUCGAACAAAGCUACGACACGGCCAUCGAGUGGUAUUCCAAGGCCGCAGAUCAAGGCAGCGAAGACGGUCGACUCCACAUCGUGUUCCUCCGAGGAUGGUUCUCGUUCAUCGGCCAUGGUGUCGAACAGAGCGAUGAAACUGCCUUCAACUACUGGCAUGAAGUCAGCACCCAAUCCACCGACCCAGUCAUCAAAUCCAUCGCCACCCACAUGGUCGGUUGGAUGCACUACCUCGGCCGGGGUAUCACGCAGGACAAGCAGGAAGGCGUCAGGAUCAUCCGAGAUAACCAAUCGGAUGAGUUCGGCCUUGGGGAAUCCGAGCAUUUGAUGGCUGUGUGUGUGUUCCAUGGAUUCGGAACCACCGAGGACAAGAAGAAGGCAAUCGGCAUAUUCGAGCAGCUCGCCAACGAAGGCCACAGUGACAGUCAGUUGUGGAUCGGAAUUUGCUACUGCUUUGGCAGGGGAGUAUCGAGGAACUACGAGAAGGCACUCGAGUGGCUCUUCAAGUCGGCCAGCCAAGGCAAUUCUUAUGGGCAGUGGAGGGUUGGUAAUUGCUACUACUACGGAUACGGAGUUACCGGGGACGAACGCAAGGCAGUCGAGUGGUUCCUCAAGUCGGCCGAACAGGGCAAUCGAUACGGUCAGUUUUGGCUCGGCUAUUGCUACCAAUAUGGCCGUGGUGUCCCCCGGGACAUCGACACCGCCGUCUUCUGGUAUCGCAAAUCCGCCGACCAGGGAUGGCAAGAUGCCAUCGACAACCUCAAGGCACUCGGCAAGUGGCCCUGA